UUUUUUCAAAAAAUUGGUAAAGUCGUCGUAAAAUCAAACUUAAAAAUGAUGUAAUUUAAGUAAUGUAAUGUAAGAGGAUUAUUGGGGAGCCUCCUGAAUGUUCAAAAAUGUUUAGUUUCACAAAGCUUGUUAGAUAUUGGUUGCUUGCUGCCUUGUGAACUCAAAGGCCUUUUCUAAAGUCUUUCACAAAAUACGAAAUAACGAGUUGUAGGAUUGUUUGGUUUUAGGGAGAAGAAAGAAUAAUCCAAUACUAAGAUAUCAGAAAUUACCAAUAAUUUAGAAUUAUGUUGGCUGUAAGAUUCUUAUUCCUAUUCGUGAUGGCCCUAAAUAAAAUUGGAAAAACUACCUGCCUGGAGAAUCAGAUGAUUUGGAAGAUUAUUGAGUCAGUCAAAGAAACUGAAUUGUCCUGCUUGAUUGUAACAAUUGAUCUACCUGACACCGAUAUAAUACCAACAAGUGAAAUGAAUACGUCAGUGCUGAAGAUAUCUAAAGAUAUUGAGAAAGAUUCUUUACCCCAAGUUAUCAAGCAGUCUGGGUGUGUAAGAUUUCUUGUGGAUUCAGAGACCAAUAUUCAACUAGCUGAGGAACUCUGUAUCAAACCAACCUCUUGCCUCACCAUAUUCAUGUCAGAUCAACAAACAAGGAAAAUAUCCCUGAAACCUGAAACGGAUCCACAAUUGGUUCGUGUUUUGAUAAUUCCUAAAAAUCCUCAAAUGCAGGAUUUUACUAUUAAGUUGAUCUGCCCCUACUGCAGGGAGAAAAUAAAAUUGGCAAACCUUUGGAAAAGAACCAGAAAUCUUUUAUACCCCAGAUCAAACAUUAAAUGCUGUUUUUACCUAACAGAUCGGGGACAUUUUCAAGUACCAGCCUUUGUAAGACCAGAGGAAGGAAAUUAUGACCCAUCAAAUACUCUCAGAGAUGAAUACAUUAAUGGAAAACUGGUUCCUCAAGCAAAAACAGAGAUGAAUGCAUUAAUGGAGAACUGGUUCCUCAAGCAAAAACAGGAAGUCGAGCUUGUUCCAUUCUUCAUGACAUCAUUAAUGUCUUUGGACGGAACUUAUGAAAAUGUCUUCAUAGGACGGAUGGGAUCCUUUACUGAUGAGAAAUUAGUAUUAAUGUGUCCUGUUCCAGAAGUAAAACCAAAAUAUUUUAAUAUUAUUAAACCCUUUACUAUCUACAUCUGGGCUGGGCUUUUUGUGGCAAUUGUAGGAAGUUCCAUUUUUUUCCAUCUGUUCCAAGUAUUGAGCCAUGAGGAAUCUUUAUUUGGUUUGCACAACUCUCUUUUCUACAUUUAUGGAAUGAUUUUCGGCAAUUACAGGAAAGUGGAAGGUCCGGGUAAAUUUUUUGUUGGAUCUGGGUGGGCAGUAUUCAUUAUGUUUUUUAUAUUUUUCUUCAACAGCAACCUUAGUGCAUACUUAAUCAGUUCAGACUUUAACGAUCCGAUAGAAAGUAUGGAUGAUUUGGUUUACAAAUCAAAUUUGAUUCUCACACUUGCAUCAGACCGACAAUGGGCCCCGGAAAAUGAAAAUUACUACAAAACUCUUGAAGGUCUGGGUCGGUUAAAUGAAGUUGGUGGAGCAAAUGAUUACAGGCAUGCAAACAAGACUCAUUGUAGUGCACACACUGCUUCAUCUGCCCAGUAUGGUGUUUACAGAAACUUGGUAGAUUUUGGAGAACCUAUUGUUAGAAUAGGAAAAGUUGCAUAUAUCUACGGAGGAGAAGGGAUUUCCUUCGCAUGCAGAAAAAAAAAUAAUUUCUGUGAAGAACUUGAGGAGAAAUUUAGACUGGCAGGGGAGUUCGGAAUUUUUAAGAAAAUAAAAUCCAUGUUCAUUAGGAUUUCUCGAGAGAUGAAAACUCAAACUCCACCCAGCGCUCUUGGUCUAGAACACUUCCUUCUAGCCUACAUUAUCUUACUCAGUGGAAUAUCUGUUUCAUGCAUUGUAUUUAUCAUGGAACUUGUCAAACACAUAAAUAAUUAAAUAAAAUAUAAAAGAGUA
Messenger RNA from Eurytemora carolleeae, 1997 nucleotides. RefSeq lists its product as uncharacterized. The record is from RefSeq and is a predicted model, not a curated record. The transcript is spliced from 19 exons. Lineage: Eukaryota; Metazoa; Arthropoda; Copepoda; Calanoida; Temoridae. Gene Ontology annotation, molecular function: ligand-gated monoatomic ion channel activity. Gene Ontology annotation, cellular component: membrane. Bases 285 to 1979 code for a protein of 564 amino acids.